Messenger RNA from Ixodes scapularis (black-legged tick), 2100 nucleotides. RefSeq lists its product as uncharacterized. Bases 307 to 1725 code for a protein of 472 amino acids. The record is from RefSeq and is a predicted model, not a curated record. The transcript has 8 exons. NCBI's taxonomy places the organism in Eukaryota, Metazoa, Arthropoda, Arachnida, Ixodida, Ixodidae.
AUCCAGACCAGUUCAGUGGCUCUACGACUCUACCGGCUCCGACUCUGCCGACUCCAGUGAACUCCACCAACUCCACAGCUUGCGCUUGCCCGCUUGCCGGAGUCCGGAGGUGUGUGGUUGUCCCUGUUUGUCUUGGUCGUCGCCGCCGGGCUGGCCGGGCACCCGGGCUCGCUCGCUUUCAUUUCUUGACUCGUCUUUUUGGCCUAUUCUUCAGCUCAAAAUCGCCUGACCGAGAGUUCCAGCGAGGCUGGUGACGCGGUGCGUCCGACUUUGGUUCAUCGAGUCAACUUUCACGCUCCCUUCAAAAUGGUAUGCUGCAGCGCCGUGGGAUGUUUCAACACCAGCAAAAAGGGGUUUGCGCUCUAUCGCUUUCCCACGGGAGAACAAAACCGCGAGAGACGACGCAUCUGGGUAGCGAACGUCGGGCGUGACAAGUGGACGCCAAACGCCAACUCUCGUCUCUGCGAGGUUCAUUUUGACAAACACCAGUACGAGAUUGGUAGGCAGGACGGAUGGAAGAAGUUGAAAUUGACUGCCGUUCCCACAUUAUUCUCACGCUUGGUGAAGGAAACGCCGCGAAAGCUUCGGAAAACUGGACGGGUUGUGUCACGUGCCAGCCGACCUUGUACCAAAGACGCCUGCUUGCCGAUUCCCUCGACACCUAAUUGCCUUUCAGCGGAAACUCUGCAGUGCCAUAAUAGCACUGUUCCAGAGAAUCUGAACGCCGAGAGCUUUCCCCAAACCGACAAUCCGUUCAAGCAAGAAGUGUCGACAUGGUCCCAGAAAGAGUCAUCCACAGAGAGCCACGAAGCACAAACUCCGGAGCCCUUCGCUACAGAGUUGGAGACUAAGCACCAAGAUCACCUGUACAGCACGGCGCAUGAGAGGCCACAGACUGUUCAGUCAUACAGCCACGCUCUAAUCGAAGCUCCCUGUGUGCCUGCUUCCUCGACAGCUGGCCUGGCAGUGCUCACUCCGGUAGGUGGUCAUGCUACACCAUUGAAACCUAAGUACGAAGAUUGCCCGUGCAAUACGCCGCUUGAUGGGCCACAGACAGUUCCACCGUUCAGCCAUCCUAUAAUCGAAGACCACUGCGUGUCUGCUGCCUCGACGGCUGGCCCGGUAGCAGACACUCCGCGGCACACCGUCAACUCGCAGUGGAAUUCGAAAGUCGACGGCCAUACCCAAACUGACAGUCCGUGUCUGCCGGGGUUGCCAACAUCGUUCCAGAUAGUGCAGCUCGUGCAGUAUGCAACGGAGCAGGAGAAGGUGGAAGACCUUAGCGAGGACGUUGCCGAGCUGAAGCGGCAAGUCCAAGCCUUGCAGAAGAAAAACAACGCCCUCACACAAGAAAUGAAACGUAUCGUCGAAGGUCUCGGCGCCGUGUUCACGGAGGAUCAGACGCGCGCUCUCGGGAGGCAUUCGAAUCACGGAAACGCGUGGUCCCCGGCUACGAUACAGAAAGCGCUGGAGCUGCAUCUCGCGUGUGGGUCGGCCGGCUACAACCUGCUCCUCUCACAGGGACAGCCUCUGCCCUCGGAGCGUACCUUGCGACGUCACCUCCUUGGUGGUGUCAAGUUCGGCCCUGGAGUCGUCGGAGAGAAGUUGGGCCCCACGACGAUCAAAGUGGCUGCUUCGAAGCCUGGUGUGGCCAUGAUCGACGAGGGUGCAGCCGUUGUCAUUGCCCUAUAUGACGGCUCGCACGAAUGUGCGCUGGGCCUCUGACGCGUCGCGCUCGGAUUUUGUUGCCUGGUGGGCAGUGGUCGCGGUCACCAGGUACGGAAACGCCAAGCGUUCCUUGCGGACGUUAUGUGAAUACCAGUCGUCAUUACAUGGAUGUUUUUCUUGCUGCUUCAGUGCUGACCAUCAAGUGCUUAGGAUUUUGUUGGAGCGGCCCUGUCGUUUUGUGAGAGGACAUUUGAGCCUAGCUAAACACACCCACCGAACACUCCCUGGUGUGAGCACGUUUCUGGGCAUUGCUUCGAACCUGGAGCCGAACUAUCGCUGCCAUCAAUCUGGCUUAGCGAGCUAAGCCAGUGAAAUCGAAGCACCCAGAGCCGUGUGGCUGCAAUAAAGAUAUCCCAAAGUUGUAUAUAAGUG